This is a messenger RNA of Pseudomassariella vexata, 760 nucleotides long. RefSeq lists its product as uncharacterized. The coding region runs from base 202 to 669 and encodes 155 amino acids. NCBI's taxonomy places the organism in Eukaryota, Fungi, Ascomycota, Sordariomycetes, Amphisphaeriales, Pseudomassariaceae. The transcript has a single exon. The record is from RefSeq and is a predicted model, not a curated record.
CCGAGCUUGGGGUAGCUCCUGCAGGUCUCCUCAUUGAAAUAGCGACCGGCAGCCACCCGAAAUAGCCUGUCUUACAAAGUUUUGAGACCUUAAUCCAUCUUAUCAUCAUCGCCAUAUUUUGCCUCUUUUUCCAGUCUGCAAGUAUUUGCACAUCACUUUGCUUCCUCCUCAUUUCAUUCAAUUUCGCCCAAUUCGAAGACGAUGGUGUCCCUAUGGUCCCUCGCCUCGGCGACGCUACUCAUCGCGCGAGCUGCCAAUGCCCACUUCACUCUUACUUCCCCCAGUCCUAUAGGAACCUUUGAUGAGGACGAGGAAGACAACGCUCCCUGCGGCGGCUACACACCGGACUUCUCGUCACAGACUCCGACCGAUUUCCACGUCGGUGGCGAUUCCAUUGUUACCUUGUCAACGCACCCUCAGACCACGUGGCUGUACCGCAUCACCACGGAUGAGACCGCCAACGGGAACUGGUCUGAAAUCUACCCCAUCUGGCUACAAAGCGGCCAGGGGACUAUGUGCAUUCCUUCUGUCAUCAUCAACGAAAGCUACGUGGGCCAGAAAGUUGUGCUGAGCGUCGUUGGCAACGGACCCGACGGUAUUCUUUACCAGGCAUGUUCUAUUUCUAUCCGACUUGAGUAUAGCCCUACUAGAAUCGGCUUGGCUAACUGAUGUCGCUAACUUGUAGUGCGCCAACCUCAACCUCGUCGCCGGCGCUGGCUCCACACCAAGCUCUUGCUCCAACAAAACUGGUACGAGUGGA